ACAAAAUGUCGAUUUCAGAAGAGCAAGUCAAGAAACUGGAGGAAGGAAUAACUAUUUUGAACACCAUCCUUGCUAAUCAAGCUCCUAGCUAACAGAGAGAUGCUCGUAGUCAACAACCUGCAAGACACUCAUCAGGUGUAGGUGUGGGUGUGGGUGAUGUAGGCUCAAGCUCAUCUGCUUGUGGUCGUGCUAUCGAUACGCUGAGAUCUGUGAGACAAAGUUUCAGUAGUGAAGCAAGGCUCGAGCAAAGAAAAAAUUUUUCUCAGCUCAGUCCAUGUUUGAGGGCCAUGAGAACAGUAAGGUUGUGCGGUACGAUUUAUUGGCUUUGCAGGGUGAGACGUUUCUUCUCGUAGGAAAAUUGAUGACCAUGGGAAUCACUCAGGGUGGUAGUGGUUUCUCCUUUUUUGGAAGUAGUCUCUACGCAUACUUGUGUGGUGUUAAAAUCUGUGAUAUUGACAUACCUGAUGAAGAAGUACCAAAUACUAACGUCCGGAUCCUUAUUCAGAAGAUCAAUGAUGCUGCUGAUGACAAAGACCUAAAAGAUUGUAUCUUUGAUGAAUGUGACACCAUUGUGAAUGCCGGGUACAGCAAGCCACUUUUUACCUCGACGCAAGCAGACAAAGUUGAGAUAGUGAAGACACUAAAACUCUACUACACUCUUCUCGAGUCUUUAGCAGAGAUUAACCAGCUCAAGGAGGGAUUGCAAGUGAACGGUGUGGGAGAAGCACUUGUGAAGUACCCUGAACUAAUGAGGCCUCUAUUUGUGCACAAUAACACACAAGUUCUGACUGCUGAGACCAUGAAGGCCAUGUUCAAAAUCACCCACUUUUCACCUAAGGGCUCAAAUGAUCUUGCUAAAGAAGAGGCUACUUACAUGCUGUUUGUAGAUUUUCUGUACGAUUGUGAAUGUGUUGAAGGUGACUCGGAGGAUUCUGUCAGUCUUAAGACCAUUCUUUCUUUUACUACUGGUUCAGAGUCUGUUCCACCGAUGGGAUUUGAUAACUCUUUGGGUCUGAGAUUUAACGAUACCAAUGUGUUUCCCACGUCGUCCACUUGUGCGUUGGAGCUAACCCUGCCCUCCAAGUAUUAUAACAAUCCAGAGGAGUUUAAAAAGAAAUGGUAUAUGGUAUGAAAAACCAUGGAGGAUUUGGUUGCCUAUAAGCACUGCAAUAAAAUGAACAUAUACUUUUUUUGUGUUUGACAAAACCUAUUAACCCUGUAUCACUUUCAUACUUUAUCAUGAUUCUUUCGAACAUAUUAUACUCUUUUUGUGUUCUAUUCACCCUGUAUCACUUUCAUACUUUAUCAUGAUUCUUUCAAUAUCAUUAUGUUA
Messenger RNA from Halichondria panicea, 1333 nucleotides. RefSeq lists its product as uncharacterized. The record is from RefSeq and is a predicted model, not a curated record. Gene Ontology annotation, molecular function: ubiquitin-protein transferase activity. The transcript is spliced from 6 exons. The coding region runs from base 275 to 1132 and encodes 285 amino acids. NCBI's taxonomy places the organism in Eukaryota, Metazoa, Porifera, Demospongiae, Suberitida, Halichondriidae.